Orycteropus afer afer is the source of this 471-nucleotide messenger RNA. It is a transcript of the gene MRPL20, whose product is annotated as mitochondrial ribosomal protein L20. Lineage: Eukaryota; Metazoa; Chordata; Mammalia; Tubulidentata; Orycteropodidae. Gene Ontology annotation, biological process: translation; ribosomal large subunit assembly. Gene Ontology annotation, molecular function: structural constituent of ribosome; rRNA binding. Gene Ontology annotation, cellular component: ribosome. The record is from RefSeq and is a predicted model, not a curated record.
ACGCCUGCCUGGUGGCGCCAUGGUCUUUCUCACCACGCAGCUGUGGCUGCGGAACCGGCUCACCGACCGCUACUGGCGGGUCCAAGAAGUGCUGAAGCACGCCCGGCACUUCCGGGGAAGGAAGAAUCGGUGCUACAGGUUGGCGGUCAGAGCUGUGAUUAGAGCCUUUGUGAAAUGCACAAAAGCGCGAAGACUGAAGAAGAGGAACUUGAGGACACUUUGGAUCAAUCGAAUCACAGCUGCUUCCCAGGAGCAUGGCCUGAAGUACCCAGCCUUCAUUGGCAGUUUAAUUAAGUGCCAGGUGGAGCUCAACAGGAAAGUGCUUGCGGACCUAGCCAUCUACGAGCCGAAGACUUUCAAAUCUUUGGCGGCUUUGGCAAAGAGGAGGAGAGAGGAGGGAUUUGCUGCUGCCUUGGGAGAUGGGAAGGAGCCUGAAGGUGUGUUCUCCCGCGUGGUGCACUAUCAUUGAGG